UUCUUCAAUUUUGGAGCCUCGAAUCUUCAUCGUUUUUUUUUUGCUGGGCGGCAUUCAUGAACUAGCCAGCCGUGGUGAAGAUGAUUUCUCCGUGGGACCGGUGGUACUCGACGAGCUGCUGCCUCUGCUGCCAUGUCCGGACGGGCACCAUUAUCCUGGGCAUAUGGUACAUGCUCAUCAACGCAGUGGUCCUACUCAUCUUGCUGUCAGCACUCAAUGACCCAAUUCAGUACCGCUACCACCUUACCAGCUCCGAGCUGGGAACCGACAUCGACGUCAUGGACGAUGCAAAUAUCUGCAUAGCCACUGCAAUCUCCCUCCUCAUGAUUCUUAUAUGUGGCAUGGCAACAUAUGGUGCUUACAAGCAACAUGCUGCUUGGAUCAUUCCAUUCUUCUGCUACCAAAUCUUCGACUUUGCCCUUAACACACUGGUAGCCAUAAGUGUGGUGGUUUACCCCAACACGGUGCAGGACUACCUCCAGCAGCUGCCAGGGACAUUCCCGUACAAAGAGGACAUCAUGUCCACCAACAACAUGUGCCUAGUCUUUGCAGUCCUCCUCUUCAUUGGCUGCAUCCUCUCCUUCAAGGCCUACCUGAUUGGCUGCGUGUGGAACUGCUACAGAUAUGUGAGCGGCAGGGGCACCACGGAGGUCCUGGUCUACGUCACCACCAACGACACAACGGUUCUUCUGCCACCGUAUGAAGAAGCAGUCGCCAUCCCACCGAAAGAGCCCCCUCCCCAGUACAUGGAUGCAUGAAAAACACCCUCUCUGCUGGAUUAUACACCCUGACCCCCCACCCCACCCCGCCCCACCCGACGCCCCCAUCCAUAGGACAGAAUCCGCAACGUUUUGAAGUACAAGACAAAGCAGUGUUGGAGCGGCUGCGUCCGGCUUGGCCCCCUGCCAGCGGUAGAUUAGAUUAGGUCGACUCCGAGCCAGUGUUGCCAUUAACGCCGCUCCUCCUCCUUCAGCCCCCCCCCAGUUGUUGUGAUGUAUUUUUUCCUCCCUCGUGUCUCCUCUGUCAUCAUCGAAGGACGGCAUCGCAGAAACUUUCCGACCUUUCCCCCUCCACCGCCACCCCUCCUCCCUCCGGGCAGCUGAUGUUCCCAGGAUGCAUCGAAACUUUUGCACGCCCCGACCCGACCCGAUCCGAUCUCAUAUGUUACUUUUGUUUGAGUGACGAGUGCACAGGUUCGGCCACCAACUGUUAAACCCCACCCCACCCCGAUACUGUGAAUUACCCCGGUAGUCUUUGUCGAAAGAGAAAAAAAACUACCGAAACAAAGCGACACACAUGAUCAGUUAUACAAGAGCACUUUUUUUCAGAAAUUGACAAAUUUCCUUCAUUGAAUGUAAUGUUGGGGUAUUUUUGUAUGACUUUUUUGUAUAAACUGAGAGAAAAAAAAAAACAGGAGGCAAACAAUGAAAGGUUGUCCUGUUGUG
Salarias fasciatus (jewelled blenny) is the source of this 1445-nucleotide messenger RNA. RefSeq names its product lysosomal protein transmembrane 4 beta (gene laptm4b). Bases 81 to 758 code for a protein of 225 amino acids. Gene Ontology annotation, cellular component: lysosomal membrane. The transcript is spliced from 7 exons. The record is from RefSeq and is a predicted model, not a curated record. NCBI's taxonomy places the organism in Eukaryota, Metazoa, Chordata, Actinopteri, Blenniiformes, Blenniidae.